CCGGGCAACAGCCAAUGGGCCGAGGGGAUUGUGCUCGGUGGGGCUGCCCGGAAUGUCAGCGUCAAGUGGGUCAGAUACUGGUGGAACUGACUGAGAGCUGCAGUCCGGGCGGAUGGAGCCCAGUCCCUGGGAGUGAUUGUCCUGAAAGACCAAGCUCAGUUUUCGUUCUUCUGUAACCGUCACCAUGACCCUGACAAAGGGCUCUUUCACCUACUCCAGUGGGGAGGAAUACCGUGGCGAGUGGAAGGAGGGCCGCAGGCAUGGCUUUGGUCAACUGAUGUUUGCAGAUGGUGGCACCUACCUGGGUCAUUUUGAGAAUGGGCUUUUUAACGGCUUCGGGGUGCUGACCUUCUCAGAUGGAUCAAGGUAUGAGGGGGAGUUUGCCCAGGGCAAGUUUAACGGUGUCGGAAUCUUCAUUCGACAUGACAACAUGACCUUUGAGGGGGAAUUUAAAAAUGGUAGAGUCGACGGUUUUGGCCUACUAACUUUCCCGGAUGGCUCCCAUGGUAUGCCACGCAAUGAAGGCCUAUUUGAGAACAACAAGCUGCUGAGGCGUGAGAAGUGUUCAGCCAUCAUCCAACGGGCCCAGGGUGCCUCCAAGUCGGCCAGGAGCCUCACUGCCUGACGGGGCCCUGGGCAUCAGCUGGCGAGGAACUACAAGGCUAAAGGCCUCACUGUGCAGCCUCUGUGAACUAACGGGGCAGAUCAGAGCCACCAGCAGAACCCUGGAGCAGCAGCCCAGUGCUGCAGCCCUCCCUGUGGGUCAGGUGCUCUCUCAGUCACAGGAAACGGUGAAGGGGCUGGCUCGUGGGCCCUGCCGCCUUGGCCAGCAGUCUGGCAUUUCUUCCUCCUCAUGUAAACAAGGAAGAGGAAAAGCCACCUUGUCUCCCUUGUUUUCCUUCUGUUCCUACGCCUUAGGAUUUCCCAGUGCACACCACCUGUGGCCUGUUCCCACCCUCGGCCGAGUGAUAGAGAAUCACCUCUUCACUCUGCCUUUACAGGGGAAAGAUGAUC
Messenger RNA from Ochotona princeps (American pika), 1014 nucleotides. It is a transcript of the gene MORN4, whose product is annotated as MORN repeat containing 4. NCBI's taxonomy places the organism in Eukaryota, Metazoa, Chordata, Mammalia, Lagomorpha, Ochotonidae. The record is from RefSeq and is a predicted model, not a curated record. The coding region runs from base 185 to 625 and encodes 146 amino acids. The transcript is spliced from 5 exons.